Puccinia triticina is the source of this 1662-nucleotide messenger RNA. RefSeq lists its product as uncharacterized. The coding region runs from base 1 to 1662 and encodes 553 amino acids. Lineage: Eukaryota; Fungi; Basidiomycota; Pucciniomycetes; Pucciniales; Pucciniaceae. The record is from RefSeq and is a predicted model, not a curated record. The transcript has 4 exons.
AUGGCAAGCUUCUUGUGGCUUCUGAUGGCCCUGACCUACUCUUUACCCAGCGCCAUCCAAGCUCAACUGCCGACGGCACAGCCAGCGCCAAACCCGCAACAGUCCAACAUGCUACCCCGUCCCAUGGCUCAAGCAUCCUCCGGCCAACAGCAGUUCUUAUCUCAACAGCAGCCAACCUCUAGGCCCGGAACCAUGCCCCCAGCUGGAAUGGUUCAAGAGAGCGGAGCUUACCCGAGAACCGGCGUUCCCUCACAAACCCCUCCACCUCAAGACGCAUCUUCAAUCCAAGAGUCGCCAGCCCAGUUUCCGCCCAAUAACCCAGCGAUGGUAAGAAACCAGACACCACCAAUGAGUGAUGCUAUGGGAAUGAAUCCCCCUCAGACGAUGGCCCCACCCCAGACUAUGAUGACCUCAGCUCAGACGAUGACCCCGCCUCAAACAAUGAUGACCCCGCCGCAGACAAUGAUGUCUCCCCCUCAGACAAUGAUGGACCCGGCUCAGACAAUGACCCCGUCGGAGAAGAUGAUGGCCCCGGCAGAUAAGAAUCAGACAAAGACGCCACCGAUGGAUUUCUCUUCGCUAAUACCAUUCCAGAAAAUUCCGCCGAUGUACUCGAUGAAGCAAGCCUCUAACACUAGCCUUACACCGUCUCCGACAGGAUCAACAAUCAGUCCCGCCUCCUCUGAUCAGACAAAAAAUAAUAGCCCUGCCUUGAAUGCGACGAUGUCUGCCUACAACAAGAAGAACGCAACCGCUAAAAACCAGCCCUCCUUGGCGACCAAAAACCAGACCCUUCCGGCGCCCGACAGCUUGUCUUCGAUAGGCGCGACGAGCCUCCCGUCUUCAGCCAACCAGACGAUGGCGUCUAAAGCUAAUCGAAAAGCGCCGCCCACGGAUAUGUCUCCAGGACUGCAGAUGAAUAGCUCCAUGUCUCCAGGACAGCAGAUGAACAGCUCCAUGGAAAUCUCCCAGGCAGAAAUGGCAGGACCAGGGACGGGUCAAGUGUCACCCAAGGCGAUGAAAUCCGCCCCGAUCAUGGGCACUUCUGCCCCCAGAAUCGACACUGUCACUACUCCUUUGCCAUUAGCAGCAGAAACCAACGACAGUACUACUCCUGAUUUCGCGCAGCUCAUCGCCACUGAAAAGUUCAAUGGCAUGAUUCAAGUUAAUGCUCAGGAUGAUCUAAAGGCUCAAGAGUUGAUCAAUCGAUUGAGGGCCGCUUCUAAAAUGAAAUUGAAUAGCCAUCAACUCGGCAAUCAAACUGUAUUUUUGAAUAGUUUGACAGCUGAGCAAAAAAUGAUUUUAGAGGGUAAGAUGAGAAGCUUAGCAUUAACUCCUACUCAGCUACAACUGGAGGCAAACUAUCUCGGUAAUUUUGUUUCUGCAACGGACAAGAUGGCUCACCAAGCUGGCUUCGACGCCAUCAAGAAAUAUUUAACACCUGAAGCCCAACGCGGAUUCGACGCGUCCGAAGGAAUGAAAAGUUUAAUACUAACUGAUGAGCAAAAAUAUCGGUACGAAGAAGGAUCAAGAGAGUUUUUGGAGGACCCGGGCAUGCGUAACCAAUCUGGAGCAAACCACAAUUCGAGUCAUCUGUCCGACCAAAAUCUCCUCGUCUUGUUCGGGCUCUUCAUCUCUGGCCUUUUGAUCAUCAACGCCUAA